Molecule: messenger RNA, 1186 nt
Organism: Megalops cyprinoides (Indo-Pacific tarpon)
Lineage: Eukaryota; Metazoa; Chordata; Actinopteri; Elopiformes; Megalopidae
Exons: 5
Coding region: 173-1186 (337 amino acids)
Molecular function (GO): protein binding
Source: RefSeq, a predicted model, not a curated record
UGACCAAAGCGAUCGACGGGAUUUUGGUCACAUUUCCUGGGUCUCCAUAGCGGGAAUUGGACGAAGUUCAGAUCAGUCACAGGGGCCGUGAGUUUGAGCACUGCCAAGCAUCACCUCAAGCCUGCAUAAACUACACAGUGAAGCUGAAACAGAUUCCCAGCUCGUGAGCAGGAUGACAGGAAGGACAGCAAUCCUGCUUCUCCUGGCAUGUGUUUGCUGUGGCGCAGAGCGCCAGUACUAUCUCCAGAGCAACGAGUCCGGGUGGGAAGAGGCCAGGCUGCACUGCCAGGUCUGCUUCAAAGAGCUGGUCAGUCUCACCGCCGACAACAUGCAGGUCAUCGUCCGGAACCUGACCUCCAACUACUGGGUUGGCCUCCGCAAGGACAUCAACGGCUCCAUGCCCUGGUCCCGGUGGUCCAAUGAUGACCCGGUGACCUUCCAGAACUGGUACCCGGGCCACCCAAAGCCCCCGCAGCCUCCACCCAAGCCCGAGCCCACCCUGCUGCCGACGACAUCACCCCCGCUGCCCCCGCCGUCCCCGCCGCCACCGCCGCCGGCUAACGUGUGCAGCAUCCACCUGCAGGACUUCUGCAAGAGCGACAUCAACAUCACCAACUACGCCAACAUGUCAGAGACCGUCGAGCUGGACCCCGACGUGUGCGUGAUCCGGUUCGAAGACAUCUGUGCGAGCAUCACCAACAAAACGGCGCCUGCCAACAACACGGAGCCAGAGAUCCCCAACACCACGGAGCCUGCCAAUGUCACAGACCACUGGACUACUCCCUCUUACAAUGACAGCACUGUCACUGUGGAGGGGGAAGAGGAAGAGGUCCCAGAGAAACUUUGUGUAUCUCUGCUGAGCUUCGGCAUGUGGUUAGAGAAGAACUGCACUGACUACUUACCAUAUAUCUGCUAUGAAGACCGUUUCUAUGGCACAGCCACCGUCUCCAAUGUAACCCUGUACAGCAUGUCGCUAAACUGGCUGCCAGGGCCCGGGGAUAUCGAGCUCUACAGGGUGGAGUUGAGGGGGGACAGCACUCUGAUCCAGAAUACCACCAACCUCACCAUGGACUUCGACAACCUCACGGCGGGCACGCUGUACAGGGUCCAGGUGUUCCCCAUCAAGUGUGGGAGGGACCUCAACCCGCAGAAUGUCUCCUUCUACACCAGGUCUUUCAAGGCCUAA